UUCUAUUAAAAUUAAAUAAAACUACUUAAUUGUUAACACAAAAAAUCAUUACAAGCAAAAAAAAUGUAUAAUUCUCAGGGAAAAAAUGAUUCAGAUCCUAUACCCGAAGAGAAGAGCAUUAAAUGUGAUGGUAAUGAUUUUAACACGCAACUAGCAAUUUAUCAACAAUCCCUAAAAACCUCUUCAAAUCUAGCAUCUAAAAUUAUUCUCGAUACAGUAUGGGAAACAAAACAAGACUGCUUUAGUGAUGAAAGAAUGAACAAAAUUUUAAACAGUGCUCAAAGUCUGAUACAAUAUCCUGUAGCACAAAAUACUAGAACAUGGAGAAGCUCACUAAGCAAGAUUACAGAUCCUGUUAAGAUGUUUGAAAAAUCAAUAUAUCAAUGUGAAAAAUGCUCCACAUCACAAAACUAUCAUGGUUUUGAAAAAUUUAUUAGAAAUGAAUGCAAAUGUGAAAUAUGUUUACUUGAAGAUAGUAAUUGUAAACCUGAAUUAGAUACAAAUAGACCUACAAAUAACAUUGAACAAAAUACAAGAGAGAAAAGCAGUAGUAAUAAACAAAAAAAUAUUGUAAAGUCAAAUAUGCCUUCAAAACCAGCCAUCAAUAAACCUAAUAUAUCACACUAUAAUGCUUUCAUAAACAAUACAGGAGAUUUAAAGACUGAUAUUAACACUAAGACAAAUUGGGAGUAUGGUACAAAUGAAAAUAUCCGUCCUCAAAAUGAUUUAGAUAAAGAAGAAGAGGAAAAUAAAGCUCAUAAAAGCAAUGUUGCGAAAAUAACUUUUAAAACUGCUAGAGAAACAUUUCUUGCUUCAAAUCCUAGCGCUAAAAGAGUACUUGGUGUAUCCAGGAAGACUCAAGGCAAAUUUAUUUCACCUAUGAUAAGUGCUCAAGAGAAACAAGAGAAGAGUGAAGCAAUUGCGAGUGAUGACAGACUAAAACAUAUUGAUAGUAAAAUGGUUGAACUGAUUGAAAGUGAAAUCAUUGACAAGGGAACUCCAGUUGCAUGGGAGGACAUAGCCGGUCUCGAGCUGGCCAAGUCUGUGAUCCAGGAGGCGGUGGUAUGGCCGCUGCUGCGCCCUGACAUAUUCACAGGCCUGCGACGUCCGCCCAAAGGCAUUCUGCUGUUUGGACCCCCGGGCACUGGGAAGACCCUUAUCGGCAAGUGUAUAGCAGCUCAGUGCCGUGCAACGUUCUUCAGUAUCUCAGCAUCCUCUCUGACGUCCAAGUGGCUCGGUGACGGUGAGAAGAUGGUGCGAGCGCUCUUCGCUGUGGCCGCCUGUCAUCAGCCUGCAGUGAUAUUUAUAGACGAGAUAGACUCGCUGUUGACUCAACGGUGUGACAGCGAGCAUGAAGCCACCAGGAGGAUAAAGACUGAAUUCCUUGUACAAUUCGAUGGAGCCGCCACUGGUGAAGACGACCGCCUACUCGUGGUGGGAGCAACCAACAGGCCGCAGGAGCUGGACGAGGCGGCGCGACGUCGCCUAGUCAAGCGCCUCUACAUACCCCUGCCUGAUGCUAAUGCACGUGAGCAGAUUAUAACCAAUCUUUUAAGUACCGAGAACAACAACCUGACGCGCCAGGACAUGGCCGAGAUCGCGGUGCUUACUGACGGAUACUCGGGGGCGGAUAUGAAGUCACUUUGCUCCGAGGCAGCUAUGGGACCCAUCAGAUCUGUUCCCCUUUCACAGAUCAUUAACAUAGAUAGAGAUAAGGUGCGUCCUGUAAGUGUUCAAGAUUUUAAGAACGCUCUGCAGCGUGUUCGGCCCAGUGUAUCGCAGGACGAUCUCGGACAAUAUAUAAAGUGGAACAAUACAUACGGUCAAGGCUUCUAAACGCCUUAUUUCUCUGUUGAUUUCAGUGA
This is a messenger RNA of Papilio machaon (common yellow swallowtail), 1865 nucleotides long. Its product is annotated as fidgetin-like protein 1. Bases 64 to 1836 code for a protein of 590 amino acids. Gene Ontology annotation, molecular function: ATP hydrolysis activity; microtubule severing ATPase activity; ATP binding. The transcript is spliced from 10 exons. The record is from RefSeq and is a predicted model, not a curated record. Lineage: Eukaryota; Metazoa; Arthropoda; Insecta; Lepidoptera; Papilionidae.